AUGGCACUGGGCAUAGCUUUGCAUCCAACACCAGAUGACCGACGAGACUCGACGGUGUCGAGCGUCGAUGCGAUGGCGGCCAGCCCGUCGGCGAUGCGCGCUCGAGAGCACAUGGCUAGCAACGGCCUACAUCUGCUCUCCGACGGUCGAGUCUAUGGUCUGACAACCGACGCUCACACGACGCCAAACGGAUACCGCGUAGCCACUCCAGGAGGUCAGCAGCAAGGACUGUUUCAUUCUUAUGACGACAAUGGCGCCCGCUAUCAACAUCAUGAUCAGCUCACCGCUUUCCUGCAAGCGCCGUCCGGCACGUUCGGAAGCCAAGUGCACUCCUAUCAUCGAGCUGCUCAGCUUGGCAAUCAACAAUACAAUUACGUGCAAGAUGCUGCUCAUGCGCAGCCAGUCGGACAAGGUGCUCAGUUUGGCAACGUCUUUCAGCAACAUGGCCAGGAUGUGAAUCAACUCGAAGCGGGCUUGCACACGCCCAUCAACCGCCACCGCGGUAGUCUGCCGGACCCAGCCUACACAGGUGGCAGCAGCGAUAGUCAUCCAUCCCUUGCGACCGACAUGUCUUCCAGACCCUCCACCGAGCCACAGACGCCCGUCUUCAACACUGGCCCCAGACUGUACGGAUAUGGCCCGAAUGAAGAGGAAUCGGAUCGCCACUCGAGCGAUGCUGGUCACUCUGCGCUCACCAACGACUCUACGCUGACUCAAGCCUUCAACGCCGCCUCGCUAGGCAUCUCAAGCAGCUUGUUGACUCCGAACUAUCUAGAGACCGACAAGACCAGCAGCACUUUUCCACCACCGUACGCGCCAGACAUUCAGAAUACUCAGCGAGGUCAAACGCAAAACGAACCACCACUUCUUCGUUUGCACUAG
Molecule: messenger RNA, 882 nt
Organism: Ceraceosorus guamensis
Lineage: Eukaryota; Fungi; Basidiomycota; Exobasidiomycetes; Ceraceosorales; Ceraceosoraceae
Exons: 1
Coding region: 1-882 (293 amino acids)
Source: RefSeq, a predicted model, not a curated record